UUUGAACUGCUGGAUCAGUGCCCUAUGUAAUUAGAGUAUUGUUUAAUCCUAUUACUCCUUACUCCUGAAGCUGCUGAAAAAGUUUCGUCUGUCUCUCUGUUAGUGUAACUUAUAUGCGAUUUUGCACAGAAAAGUAUAACAACUUCAACAUGCUUGAUAUUUUGGAGUAAUUUUUCACGGAAAGGUUGAAAGACGACGAGGGACUGGGCCCGACUGGGUGUAAAUAGUUACGUCACUUUUUUAUACCCUUAAUUUUCCCUUUUAAGAGGAGAAAAAGAGAAGCAGCAGGAGACGGGCACAAACCGAACAAGAGAAAUGAUAGGUGGAGUUGGAUGGAAGAGCGUUAACCAAGAGAUGUCAGAGACGGACUUGGAGGGCACAGGUCUGAAUCUUGCUGUGAAUCGCCAUGGAAACUUAACUAGCGCUUCAAACGAUCAAGACCUUACUAACAUUCUUCACCAAAUCAAGUCGUCUAAAUCCCCUGCUGUUAUAAAUUAUGGGUCAACUUGGUGUCGGGUGUGUAACCAGAUCCUCCCUGCAUUCUGCCAGCUGAGCAACAAUUUUCCAAAGCUUUCUUUCAUAUAUGCGGACAUUGAUGAAUGCCCAGAAACAACCCAACACAUUCGCUACACACCCACAUUUCAUUUCUACCGCGAUGGUGAGAGGGUAGAUGAGAUGCUUGGCGCUGGGGAAGAGCGGCUUCAUGAUCGCCUGUGGUUGCACUCCUGAAGACCUUCAUCCUUUCCUCAAUUUGCCUUCUGUAAGGACUAUGCUUUGCAUGUAUACCUGGCUCAUAUUGCUGAUUAAAUAUUCUGCGUGUUAAACUUGCUUUUCUUCUGACC
Messenger RNA from Vitis riparia (riverbank grape), 842 nucleotides. RefSeq names its product thioredoxin-like 3-3. Lineage: Eukaryota; Viridiplantae; Streptophyta; Magnoliopsida; Vitales; Vitaceae. The record is from RefSeq and is a predicted model, not a curated record. The coding region runs from base 316 to 729 and encodes 137 amino acids. The transcript is spliced from 4 exons.